CGGCGGGGGGGAGAAGGAGAAGGAGAAGGAGGAGGAGGAGCGCGCCGAGGUCCGGCAAUGGAGGCAGGAGGAGAUCAGGGGUGGUUGUCGGUUUUCUCCUCGAUCCGGUCGCAGCAACCUCACAGCAUCGCGGCCCUCGAGUAUCCCAAUCCCGUCCGUCGGGCUCUUCCUCCCCCGAUCCCGACGAAGGAGGUUAUCGGCGACGGGAACGGAGUGACAGGUGAGGGAGUCGUGCCCGUCAGUCCCAAGGCACUGGGAACGAUCGCCGCAAUGAGAGGGAACAGGUGCCAGCUGGCCAUGCCUUCGGUCGCCACUGACGGCAGUCUUGUGGAGUAUCUAGAUGUCGAGAUCCCCGCCGCCGGCGAUGGUGUGUGUGGCAAUCUUGUGGAGUAUCUAGACGUCGAGAUUCCCUCCGCUGACCAGUCAUCAUCAUCAUCAUCAUCAUCGUCGCUCCUCAAGUCAUUUCUGUCGGCAGACAAUCCAGCAGCAGCAGCAGCAGAGGGCACGGCGCCUGCGAUCCUUCCUCUCCAUCAGCAGGAGAGAGUGCGUAGUCUGCAGAACGACCCCCCAGUUGGCCUGCUGGUUGAAGACGCGCCGGGCAAGUACGCCGCCCUUGUCAACGUGUUCCGCCUUCUGCCAAUCCACGAGAGGAUGCUGACUGUACCCUUCGUGUGUCGCGAGUGGGUGGAGGCAGCGAGGGACCCUUCCUGCUACGAGGACGUAGCCGCCAGCUCCGUCAUCGACGCCAUAGCCGAGGGAUUUGCUCCCGAGGAGGUUCCUAGCAGGAUCGGGCAGUUCUUGGAACAAGUGCUGAGGUUGGCCAAUGGAGAGAUCAAGGUGCUGCGCCUGUCUCGCUGCUCCGAUGGGGAGCUGCGCGCCGUGUCGAGGGAGUGCCCGCUGCUGAAGAACCUGUCGGUCAAAGGCAGCAGCACGCUGGUGACCAACGCUGGAAUCGUCUCCAUAGCCAGGCAUUGCGGCAACCUCACGCAGCUGGAGCUCGAAGGGUGCUUGAAGUUGACAGAUGCCGCCAUAGCCGAAAUCGCGAAGCAUUGUCACAGGGUGCAGAGAUUAGGGUUAUCUGAUUGCACUCGAUUGACAGCGGCAGCGCUGAACGCAAUAGCGCAAGGUGUGCCCGACCUCCGGCAGCUUAACGUGAGCGGCUGCGUCCGCAUACACGACGAUGGUGUGGUGGCUGUCUCUUUGGGAUGUCCUAAUUUGCUGGCGAUCGACCUCAGCGGCUGCGAGAAGAUCACGGACAUCGCGCUCGUGAGUCUAGCGGAGAAGUGUAAGAGACUCCAGGAGGUCAAGAUCAACGGCUGUUACCGAGUCACUGAUGAUGGGGCGAUCGGGCUCGUAGAGCAUUGCAAGGACGUGUCCUCUCUCCACGUGAGCGAGUGCGUGAAGCUGACCACCAGGAUGCUCGACGCCGUAGCGGAGAACCUGCAUGGACUUAGAGAUCUGGACAUCAGUUGCUUCAUGAACCUCACGGACGAAGCGCUCGUGACCGUUCUGCGGCAUUGUGGCAAACUGACCAACCUGAAUAUAAGUGGAUGCUCGCACAUCACCGAUCAGGGAUUGGCGGCGAUUGAUCGACUUUGCCCGUGGCUGGGGUUGCUGAACGUUCGCGGGUGUCGGGAGCAGCAGCAGGAGGAGGAGGAGGAGGAGGAGSAGGAGGAGGAGGAGGAGGAGGAGGAGSAGGAGGAGGAGGAGGAGGAGGAGGAGGAGGAGGAGGAAGAACAUCUUGGCAUCGUGAGGGGGGGGGAUAAACAAGAAACCAAUUGCGCUGUGUGUCGUCGAAUAGGAGGAGGAGGAGGAGGAGAAGGAGGAGGAGGAAAUGGUAGCUUGGCGUCAUGAAAGUAAAGGGGGGGAUAAUUAAACAAACCAAUAGAGCUCUGCGGAAAAGUAUGACAUAAGAGAGAGAACGAAUGGAGGAAGGACAAGGAGGGAGGGUGUGUACGUCGACUGGUGUUCUGUGGUAGAGGAGUGCAUUUGGUCUUAUCUGGUUGGGGAGUCGUCAGAUAGAGCAGUGAACGGAGGAGCAAGCAAUCGAGCGAGAGCUAGUGAGAGAAGGGAGAGGCGGAACGGAAAGGAGAGCAGGAAGAUAACAAACGGAAUGGAGAUCACAAUCCGAAGGCAACGGUGAGAGCAAACGGAAAGGAGAUCACAAUCGGAACGGAACGGUGAGCUCAAUCAAAACGGAACGGUGACAGCAAAUGGAACGGUGAGAGCGAACGGUCGAGGAGCUGGAAUGACAUCUGCUAGGCGGAGGGAUGGGUUCGGCUCGGCGGAGGCUGAUCUGUCAGUGUUAGCAAAUAGGGGAAGAAGACAUGGUGGGAGGAUAUGCAGCCUUUGUAUAUAUGUGUCAGAGUUGUGUGAUAAGAUGUUGAUUGAUCUGUGCGUUGCUGGCUGAUUGAGUCUGGUCGGGAUGCGGAGAAGUAGGCUGCGAUUCUCCUCAUCAGUGUGUCGUGUGGUUAGCUACUUGCGUCUGGUCGCGAUCGCGAUAUGCUUCAGUUGGGACGUGGACUCUGUCGCGCAUUAUUUCGUGAAACAUGGGAUAUCAAGGUUAGGUGUGGAGGACUUUGGUCGAAGGGAGGAGAUAGUUUUGUGUGAUACGCAAUAGGAUGGGUGAGGACAGGGAUGGAGAGAGAUGAUAAUUUCCCCUCGCGUGGUUGAAUGAAGGUGUGUGGGUGGGUUGUUGUUCUGGUUGUCGGCGGUCAGUCGCUGGCGUAUGCCAUCCAGAGAUUAGCUGUAAGGAGGGAAGGGAAGAAGGUAGCGCAUGUGGAGAAGGGGGAGAGGGAGGAGGUAGUGGGUACGGCGCACCGGCAGUUGUGUGAUACCAGCAGGUCAGAGGAGGAGGAGGAGGAGGAGGAGGAGGAGGGGAGUAGGGGAGGUGCAAAGUUAGCAUGCAUGACCCUGGUGAAAGGGGACUAGGUUCAGGCGGAGAGAAAAUGGCAAGCAGGGCCAGACAUUCAAAUCAUUGGUUGGGAUGAAUCAAGCCCCUGAUUCUGGCGGGAGAUUAGACAGGGGAAAGCGGAGCUGGAUGGAUUUACGUUAUGGCCAUGGUGUGCUUGCCAUUAAUAGUAAUAUUAUGGGGGCGUAAAUCUCACAGCAGCACUUGUCUGCGCGUAUCUGGUCACAAACACGACCAGAUUCAUUUGAGAAAAGCCGGUGUGUAAUGUGGGUGUGACUUCACUUCUGGCUCGUUUAGCCCAUUCGUACAGGACGGGAUAUGGGUCCGCCAGCGAGUUGUAUGCAAUGUUUCUGCAGAGGCAGGCAUGGAGACAGCAAGGGGAAAGAGGGAAAAGAGGAAGAAGAGAGACAAGAGAGAGAAGACCACUGAUCGUUGUUAUCGAUCUCUAUGAUGGGGGAAACGUGUAUGUGUCUUGGACGAUGUUGCACUGAGUCCAGUAAGUCGGGGUAGGGAAGAUGACAGUGGCGCGACGUUUCUGUGGGCGCAUGGAGACAGCACUAGGAAAGAGAGAGGAGAGAGAGAGGAGAGAGAGGAGAGAAAAGACCACCGGUGUUCCUUGUCAAUCUCUGCCAUCGGAUGCGGAAACGCGUAUGUCUCUACGACGACGACACUGAGCGCUGUAAGUUGGGCCAGCAGGGGAGAUGUUGGCGCUGGAGGGAGUUCGUAGUUGAGCCAUUGUUAUGGUCGUAUUUCAAACGGCGGAGGAGUUCCGUUCGUUCUGUCCUCCCUAUAGACCCCUCUUUGCUCCCUGUCACUUCUCAAUCAGAUUGAGAAAAUGUACAGUCGACACAACAUUAGCAACGUGUACUGGAGUGAAAGAGAAUCGAAGACUUAACUAGCUUGGUGAGUUGAUGAAAACUAGAGUUAACUGACUUGAGAGAGAAACCAACAGUUAACUAGCAAUGAAUAAAGUAGAGUUAA
Molecule: messenger RNA, 3892 nt
Organism: Chara braunii
Lineage: Eukaryota; Viridiplantae; Streptophyta; Charophyceae; Charales; Characeae
Source: the annotation of a GenBank genome assembly